ACUUCAGUGGUUGCAUUGACCUCCAUGAUGUCAGAAUGUCAUUGUGCAACUGUAGCUAAGAAAAGCUUCUGAGAAAAAACAAAGGAGCAUUGCAUCUCACCAUAACAUGAGAUGUGCCCAUACAUUGAAUCAAGACUGUAGCUGAUGUGCAGUGUCACUUACAACAUUAAUCAGAUACUGCAUUUAAGAUGACAGUCAUGUCCCAUUCAAAGGAUCUCAAGGAUGACUUUCACAGUGACACGGUACUCUCCAUUUUGAAUGAACAGCGCAUUCGGGGUAUUUUAUGUGAUGUCACUAUAAUUGUGGAAGAUACCAAAUUUAAAGCUCACAGUAAUGUACUUGCAGCUUCAAGCAUUUAUUUCAAAAAUAUUUUCUGGAGUCAUACUAUCUGUAUUUCCGGACACGUCCUUGAGUUAGAUGAUCUUAAAGCUGAAGUGUUCACUGAAAUACUUAAUUAUAUCUACAGUUCCACAGUUGUCGUUAAGAGACAGGAGACAGUAACAGACCUAGCAGCUGCAGGGAAGAAACUGGGAAUAUCAUUUCUGGAAGAUCUUACUGACUUUCAUUUUUCAAAUUCCCCUUGUCCGUAUACAUUUUGUAUUACUGAAAAAGGGGUGGUCAAAGAAGAAAAAAAUGAAAAAAGACAUGAAGAUUCAGCUAUCGCAAACGGGCCAAGAAUCACAAAUGCAUUUUCAAUUUUUGAAACUGAAAAUAACAACAGUUUGUUUUCUCCACUUGACUUGAGAGCAAGUUUUAAAAAGGCAUCUGAGACAAAUAAAGCAACCAGUGUUGGCCUUGAUAGGGAUGAUGCUAGCAAAGAUGCAGAGCCAGCCAGUACUUUAGCUGAACACUCCUAUGCAGUUUCUUCUGGAGGGGAUGCUUUUCAAGGAGCUCCUUUUUUAGAACAUGACAGCCGUCCCCUAUAUAAAAUGAAUGAAGAGAGUUAUGAAACACUUCAGACUAUUCCUUUACUUCAACCAAUAAAACAAGCAUGUGAUGCACCAAAGAUAGCCUUUAAAUCCCAGUGUAUUGGUUUGGCUACAGCAAAAAUAUCAGCCUCCAAAGUAACCAACACAGAUGUUCAACAAGACGCAGUUAUGGAUCAAGUGAUUAUUCCUUUCCCUCAUGAUAAGGCAGGAGAUUUACAUUUUUCCACAGAAGAGGAAAAUAAAUCUGCUAAAAUCCCUGGAUCUGUAGCAGCAGUUAUUCCACCUAUUUACAGAUGUAACUGUUGUACCAAAUCUUUUGAUGACAGAGCUUUACUCAGCACCCAUCUUCAGCUUCACACAAAUCAUCAGGAACUUUUAAUAUGCAAAUACUGCAGCAAACAAUUUGCAAAUCUUAACAAACUGGAGGAUCAUGAAGAAAUCUGCAGGAGUUCAGGCAGUAUAUCUGGUCAGAGUGGAAAUCAACAAAUCUUUUUGGAUAAUUAUACCACCGCUGAUGAAAGAAAUGGAAGCUCACAUGGAAACACAGAGUCUCUCUUGUCCGAAAACAAUAUUACUGAAUACUCCAGUGCAAACUGCACCUUGCCAGACACAGACCAUUUGGUUAAAGUUGUUGAUGGGCAGAUAUUAUACACAUGCAUUGUUUGCAAACGUAGCUAUGUAACAUUGUCUAGCCUUCGAAGACAUGCAAAUGUGCAUUCAUGGAGAAGAACUUAUCCUUGCCAUUACUGCAACAAAGUAUUUGCAUUAGCUGAAUAUCGGACCAGACAUGAAAUCUGGCACACAGGGGAAAGGCGUUAUCAGUGCAUUUUCUGCCUUGAGACUUUCAUGACCUAUUACAUACUAAAAAACCAUCAGAAAUCUUUCCAUGCAAUUGACCAUCGGCUUGCAGUAAAUAAAAAAACAGCUAAUGGAGGCUUAAAGCCUAGCAUGUAUCCUUACAAACUUUAUAGGCUUUUACCUAUGAAAUGCAGAAGGCUACCUUAUAAAUCCUACCAGAAUUCUUCAUAUGAACAUGUACAAGCAAACAACCAAGUUAAUGAAGCUACUUCUAGUACCUGCGUUAUUCAGAAUUCUCUCAACUCUGAACUACCUUCACUGAAUUUUCAAAAUAAUAUUUUAACAAACAAUACUGCUAUUUCCUUGAAUACAUCUUCAUGUAAUGAUGCAACAUCAUCUAUGAAUAUUCAGAAUGUUUCAUCCUGGGCAGUAGGAAUGUUAAAUUCUGACCUACAAAGUGGCUUUUUUACUGUAGAAAAAUCAGUGCCCUCAGUUGCAAAUGAACUUAGUUCUGGUUCUCAGGAAUGUGAUACUUCUGUUCUGUCUUUCAGUAAUGUGAGUGAAAAUUCAACCUCUGUUAUCAACUAUCGUAGCUCAGCACCCUCGGUUAUAAUGCACAGUAGUAGAGUUUCAUCAGUAAUAAUGCACAGUAAUGCAGUCACUUCUAUGGGAAGUUGUAAGACAGUAUCCUCCAACAAUACAGCCAGUCAGUUCAUAAAAGAUGACUGUAAACAUGGGUCAGAUAACUAUGGCAAAGGCAUUACUAAAGCAAAAGCCAUUAAAGAGAAAAAGAAAACACUUCUGUGCAAUAGAGGAGAGGCACUGGAGGAGUGCCACUAUAUUACAGGAUCUGCAGAUUCAGCUAACAAAACAACAGAUAUUGUUCAAGAAUCAGGUAAAACUGAAACCUACAUUGCAAAGCCUGCCUUACCUGGAACAUCUACUGACAGUAAUGUUGCUCCUCUUUGUCAAAUAACAGUAAAAAUUGGGAAUGAGGCUAUUGUAAAAAGACAUAUUUUAGGAUCCAAACUGUUUUAUAAAAGAGGAAGAAGAUCUAAAUGUGAAUCUGAACAGGACAGUCAGCCUCAGGAGGCUAAAACAGAGAGAAAAGAAAGAAGCCCCGCGAGGCUUUGCAGAUCAGAAUGCAUGGAAUUGUCUGAAAUGUGUGAUGAUGUAAGUGAUCAAGAUUCCAACGACAAACCUUGGAGACCUUAUUAUAAUUACAAACCAAAAAAGAAGUCUAAACAGCUUAGAAAAAUGAGAAAAGUAAAGUGGAGGAAGAAUCAUAGAAACAAGAACUCCAGUAGUGAAAAUCAAAAUACAUGCAAUAGAGAGUAUGCACUUAGAAAUAUUCCUGAAGAAAAGGGCAUCAAUAAAGAAGGAAACACAGAAAUGCCUAAUCUUCAUUGUGAGCUCUGUGUGAGAGAGAAAUCUUCCACUGAAGAAAUCCAAGAACCUAUACAUUGGCAUGUACCUACUUCAAAGCCUUAUAUUUGUGAAUUAUGCCAAAAGCAGUUCCAGAGCCCAUCCACACUGAAAAUGCAUAUGAGAUGUCAUACUGGGGAAAAGCCCUACACUUGUAAAACCUGUGGUAAGUGUUUUUCAGUUCCAGGAAACCUACAGAAACAUGAACGCAUUCACUUGGGCAUCAAGGAUUUUGUUUGUCAAUAUUGUAGUAAGGCAUUCACUUUAAAUGAAACACUCAAAAUACACGAAAGAAUACAUACUGGAGAAAAACGCUACCAUUGUCAAUUCUGCUUACAGAGUUUCUUAUAUCUUUCUACCAAAAGGAAUCAUGAGCAAAGACAUGCACAUGAACAUAAUGGAAAAGGAUAUGCUUGUUUUCAGUGCCCUAAAAUUUGCAAGACAGCAGCUGCUCUUGGAAUGCACCAAAAGAAACAUCUAUUCAAAAGCCCAAGUCAACAGGAUAAACAAGAGUAUUUGUGUAAUGAAAGCUCUAAACCUUUGGAGAAUCAAAAUUUCAUAGACUCAGAUGGGAAUGAAGUGAAUAGUAUACAGAGUAUGACUCCGAAAGUUAUACUUUGAGUGACAGUAUCAAAACCAAGAAAAAAAACACUGAAAAAUAUAUUAGAGAACAACAUAUAGAAGUAUGGGAUGCAAAGGAAACUCCAAAUCUGAGCAGGUUCAAAAAAAUAAUGAUGACAUUUUUCAUCCAUAAAACUUCUAUAUAUUAGCAUAUGCAAAAAAUGCACUGUACCAGAAAAACUAGAAAUAUUUGCAAUAGUGUAAAUAUAACAUGAAGGAGAAUAAAAGUCUGAUUCAAAAUAGUUCCGCAAUCAUGGACAGUUAUAAUAUAUAAAUAGAAGAAAAUAGCAGUCCCAAUCCAAAACUCCUUUAUUAGGAGUUACAAGUAACUAGCCACUGAACUCUCUUAAAUGUACAAAAACAUAUUUUAUUCUGAAUCAAUCUGGGUGUAAUAAAGGCCAAAUAUAUAGGUUCAGAGUACAUUCACUAAGAAGAAUUUGUAGUACAGAAGAUUGACAUACUUAUAAUCAAACUUUCAUGGUAAUGUGUUUAUAAAUCAAAAACAAAAUUUAAAAGAUCAUGACCUAAUAUAUACAAUAUCUUAAAAUAACCUGCUGAAGAUGGAAAUGUUUAUUGAAUGUGGGUAUGAAGUAUAGUUCGGUUUUGGAAAACUUUUCUAUAUCACAGUAGGGUAUAUACUGGGUUAUACUGUUGUAUGAAUACUACAUUUUACACCAUCUAUAUUCAAUUUUUACAGUUACAUUGAUAGCCAGUGGGCAUCUGAGUGUCAGUAAGGUUUGGAAGCCCAGAAUCAUGACAAUAAAUGUUCAUCUUAAAUAUGAAGUCUUCCAAGUUGUGUAAGUCCUGGAAGGUCCAGCUAUCAAUGUAUGGCAGACCAGCUAAUCCAGGGGCAAGUCCAGACUUUUGUUGUAGAAGCCAAAUGAAACACUCCAGUUUCAUGAUGAAGGAGUUGUGGAACUGACCAGUGUGAAUACCUUGUGUAAAUACAUUCCUAACCUACCAAUGGCUCUGAAACGCCUACAUUUUUUAACCAUUUCUCUUCUCAUCGGGGGAUGCUUAGUCCACGAAAGUUCUUCCAGUUGGAAUAAUUCCAAACAUCCCAGGAAGAGGAGUUGGACUAGCUCUUGGUCUUCAAAUGAGUGGGCUAAAGCCAACAAAUAACAAUUACCCUUUUGAUUUGCUUUUGGGGUGACAGGGGUGGAGAAUAUUUCGUUUCUUUCAUCCAUACAUCAGUCAGGGCUGUAUCAUUGUCUCUGCAAACUUUCAUCCAUACAGACAUUUGAGUCAGUUCACUGUGGAGCUGGGAUGUAGGUCAGUCUACUGUGGAGGAGGAGUGUCCUCUUGCCCUGACAGUCUUUUUCAUUUUAUGGGACUAGGAGCUUGCACUUACCCACUAUCCAGUUGCUGUUUCUUGGAGUAUAGUGUAUUAACCAUUGGGCCACAUGCUGGCCCUAAUCUCUAGUUGACAACUAAAUAGAGAGCUAGAUGUAUGUUUUGGGUUGCAGUGUCUUUAAAGUUCUUCCCUACAUGAAUAAUGUUCAUCCAGAAAAGAGUACCAUCCCCACACCAAAACACAUCAUGCAAUGAGCCAGAUUUCUAUGUAUAUUGAUGACCAAUCUUGGUAGAGAUGCAGUUUCUGUUUGAGUAAAAAGGAGCCUGUUUAGAAAGUUAGUACAACUCCCCUCUGAUUAAGGAUUAGUCCCUGGAGCUGCAUGCUUACAACCUGGCUCAGUCUUCUCUGGACAGACACCAAUCUUGUGUGUGAACACAAUUGAUAGAUUCCAUAUGUUUCUAAUCUCAUUGGUCUGAUUAGAGCUGGGUCAGUGUUCCUAGCUUUGGAUCUCUGAAUUCUUAUCUAAAGGAAUGUUUACUUUGUGACAAGUUGGGAUGUGAUCCUAUUCUGCACUCAUCAUCCUCAGCAAUUUCUUGAAGUUGAAGUUGAUUGUCUUCCAUGAAUUGUCCAUUUCAAACUAUCUGUGGAGCCACUGAUGGCUUAAAAAGGUUUUUCUGGAGCCUCAGAUUCUGCCACAUUAUACACAUGGGUGCAGAUGAAAGUAGGGUAUUCAUUCGGGUCAUAAUACACUCUGUUACUUCUAUUUUUCUGUCAUAGAGAGUUGCAUCUAAUUCUCGAAAUGCUGAGUUCUCUGCCUCAAGCAAUUCCUCCAUCAUUAUUGGUUCUGGGUUCCCACAAGUGGAUGUCUAUAUUUUUAGCAGUCUGGAAUCAGGCAUCCGGAUAAUAUGGCAUGCCCAGCAAAGUUGAUGAUAAAUAAUCAACAACUUCAUGCUCGUUAUAUUGGCUUGCAUGAGGACUCUGAUGUUAGUAUGUCUAUCAUCCCAUUUGUUUUGGAGAUUUUUAUCUAUACAGCAUUUAAUGAUACUUUCCCAGCACCUUAUGAUGUCUUCUGUGUGCUGUCCACAUUUCAGCUCCAUAUAACAAAGUGGGAAUCAUCACUGCUUUAUAGACUGUGAUUCUAAUUUUGAUUCUGGUUGUUGCAGUCUUCAAACACUUUCUUUCUCAGAUGACCAAAAUUUUGCUUGCUUGUAUAAGCUGAUACUUGAUUUCUUCAACAAUAUCAGCUAUUUAUGGAAGUUGGCUUCCAAGAUAUGAGAAGUAUGCAACAUUCCUUAGAGGGAGCGUAAAACGUGAUCAAAUAAAGCAUUGCAGCAAGGAAGAUGAAGAGCAUGUGGACAAUGACACUACCCUGAUUGACAUCUGUCUUAACCUUAUAAGGAGCCAUAGUGGAUCCAUUACAGAAGCUCACUCCUUGUGUGUCAUCAUGAAAGACAUGAAAAAGAGUGACAAAUUUCAGUGGACAACCAUAUACCAGAAGGAUUUUCCACAGUGCUUCCCUGUUAAUUGAGUCAAAGGCUGCUGUGAGGUCAAUGAAUCCCAUAUGUAGCAGUCUGUGGUAUGGUCUAUAUUUUUCUGUAACUGGCAAGAGGAAAAAUCAUGUCAUUAGUGUCUCUAGAUGGCCCCCCUGAGAUUUAGGAAGAGAGCAAGAAGACAGUUUAGGAUAAAUUUUUCAAGUUCCUUUUCAGCAGUUGCUAACAGAAAGAUUCCUCAAUAAUUUUCACAGCCAGGUUUAUCCCUGAAAUAAUGCACAUGGAAAAUCAGCACAGAGGCACUCAGGGAUCCAACAAAACAUGAUCCUUUCUGCCAAUGCCACAGCAAGAAUACAUCACAAUGGUCUGCCACAGAUUACCUGCAUCAAUGAAUUGUUAAUGUGUGUCAGCAGAGUCCACAUAGAUGGAUAAUCUUUGGCAGGCUAAUGCACAUUAGAUUCACAACCCAGUUUGCUGUGAACUAAUUAUUCAUAUAGAGAAGCAGUAAGAUGCAAUCCUAAAUGCAGACCCCAUGUCUACCAUCCUACCUUGGGAUAUGGGAUGCUGCAGGUUGACCUGCCUUAAAUCCUGAAGCCAGUGCUUCAGCAUUUCCAAUCCCCCAGGGGCUUAUGUGUGUCCCGGGAGGUAUGAGCCUCUACAAAAUGGUAGGCAAGCAAAAAAUACAGGAUUAGCAAAAGAAAUGUCUUAACCAGUCACCAAAGGAAGGUACUAAAGAGUUACAGCACUCUGCAAAAUAACAAACAGUUCUGAGAUGCCCUCUCUUUAGUGUGAUCUAACCCCUUCUGUGAGUCUGAGAUCUGAUCAUUGUUUCAGACGAGGCAGACACUCCUGCCUUCUCUCUUGCUCUAGCGUGGUCUUCUAGCUUGUGGCACUGGAAGCUCUCUUCCCCCUACCCCAACCGCUUAAAUACAGUUGUUUUUGUUCUUACACACCAAGUGAGAAAUUCCAACCUAUUCCACCAGGCUUCGGUAGAGCCUCUAACGUCCCAUGGUGAUGGCUGGCUGGUAUUAGAAAUUGUAACUUGUUAGCCCUAGAUUGCUAGAUGAUGGCUUCUCAGCCAUAGUCAUCCUCUAACAGUCAUAAGCCACAAAUGUUCAUUUGGUGCCCUUUACAGCUCUAUAAAGUCCUAUGUUACCAUCUCAAAAGAGACAUCCAGUAAGACCAGAGUAUUGUAGUGAAUAUUGUUUCAGUGACUGGAACAAAGGAUCUAAUUUUGAAGAUGGAGAAAACACUUUUUAAAAAAUGGUCAAAGGAUAGUAGAUGAUUUUGAUCUAUGCUUUAUAGCACAGGACUGCUCUGAUAAAUAUCCAUAGUACUGCAUCUGUACUAUCUAUUCUUCAUGUAUUUUCAUCUGUACACAGUAUUAUAAAAUAAAGGGCAAGGCAUAGAUUAGUGAACCUCAGCUUCAUUCUACGUACAAAUAUGAUACAUUAUUUGUUUGCUUAUUUGGUUUUUAUUAGAAAUUGCAAAAGAAGUGAUAUCUUGGGUAUGAUAAAACUACACUUGAACUGAUAGUGCAGUAUUGAAUUAAAUAAUAGUAUUGUCCACUUAUUUAUUCUGCCAAGGAUGAAUGCUAUGAAUCAAUGAGAAUUUUGGUUCCAUAGCAGCUUUAGGUCCAGACAACUAGGAUUAUGAAAUAAAUACAAUAAAAAUGUGACAAAAUACAUGGGGAUAUUUUCUAAGUGGGUUUAUACGCUGAUAACUGUAGACCAAAGCAAAUCAGGUAGAAUAUUUAUACAUAAAAGAUAAUUUUACAAGUAUUUUAUAUAAUUGUAUGGUUCAUAAAAAUAUUGACAGUUUGUGUUAGGUUUGGGGGGGUUGCAUAUUUUGAUAAAAAUACAAUGACUUUAUAAUUCUGUGUAUUCUCUACUGUUUAUAGCAAAUCCAUUUUUAAGAUGGCCAUGUCAAGUUUCUUGUUAAUUGUAGGACUUUAACUGCAAGUAAUAUGUUGAAGUAAUCAGUCAAGUACUAAUGACCAAACUGGAAUUAAAAUAAGUGUAAUAGAUGGAAAUAUUGUACACUGUAAAAGAACGUAAUUUGUUACAUUAUGGCAUUUGAAUUUUUGUUUAAAAAUACUAUUAAAUGCAGAUAUUAAGGGUUGGAAAAAAGUCUAUUUUAUUUUUAGAAAGAGUGACUAUAAUUCUGGUUGUGA
Messenger RNA from Pelodiscus sinensis (Chinese soft-shelled turtle), 8730 nucleotides. It is a transcript of the gene ZBTB38, whose product is annotated as zinc finger and BTB domain containing 38. Gene Ontology annotation, biological process: regulation of transcription by RNA polymerase II. The record is from RefSeq and is a predicted model, not a curated record. Gene Ontology annotation, cellular component: nucleus. Lineage: Eukaryota; Metazoa; Chordata; Testudines; Trionychidae. Gene Ontology annotation, molecular function: protein binding; DNA-binding transcription factor activity, RNA polymerase II-specific.